UAGCAGUAAUUUCUUAGGGCGGCUUUGAGCCCUGUGGCACAGGAGGGGUUAAGUGCUGCCGUGGCUGUGCCGCUUGUUGAAUGAUCUCACAGUCGCUCCGUGUCACAUUGUUUCUACUUUGUGCGGAGGGAGAAGCUGCCGAAUGUGAGACCCGCUGCAGUAGCAGCACACACACACACACACACAGGCACACACAGUCACACGGCUAUCUCCUGCUAUCCCGGGGAGGGGAAGGAAGGAGUCAGGCUGCUCAUAUAAUCCACUGCCUGUGGAACGUGAAGAUGGCGGCUCCCAUCCCCACCAAGCCUGGCAGUGUGGGGGGAGGCAGCAAACCUGCUUCCCCCGAGCUGGAUUUCAGAUCUGGAGCUCGAAUAGAGGAAUUAAACAAACUAAUUCUGGAAUUCAGCAAACAUGACCAGAGGGAAUACGAUGACCAGAGAGCACUGGAGAUCCACACUGCUAAAGACUUCAUCUUCUCCAUGCUAGGAAUGGUGCAAAAAUUAGACCAGAAGCUGCCGGUAGCUAAUGAGUAUCUCUUGCUGUCUGGAGGUGUACGAGAAGGAGUUGUGGACCUUGAUCUUGAUGAACUAAAUGUUUAUGCUCGUGGAACAGACUAUGACAUGGAUUUCACUUUACUUGUGCCAGCUCUAAAGCUUCAUGAUCGAAACCAGCCAGUAACUCUGGAUAUGCGCCACUCAGCUCUUUGCCACUCAUGGCUAAGCCUUCGAUUGUUUGACGAGGGAACUAUUGCAAAGUGGAAAGACUGCUGCACAAUUGUAGACCACAUCAAUGGGGCUACUAACUAUUUCUUUUCACCCACAAAAGUUGCUGACUGGUUCCACGAGUCAAUCAGCAUUGUAUUGUCAGAGAUUCAGAAGAAACCUCAGCGUGGAAUGCCCAAGGUUGAGAAGGUGGAAAAGAAUGGCACUAUCAUUUCUAUAAUCUUGGGAGUUGGUAGCAGCCGCAUGAUGUAUGAUAUUGUUCCUGUGGUCUCUUUCAAAGGGUGGCCAGCUGUAGCUCAGAGUUGGCUUAUGGAAAACCAUUUUUGGGAUGGCAAAAUUACAGAAGAAGAAGUCAUUAGUGGGUUUUACUUAGUCCCAGCUUGUUCGUUUAAGGGGAAAAAGGAUAAUGAAUGGAGGUUAUCAUUUGCCAGAAGUGAAGUUCAGCUAAAGAAAUGUAUAUCCAGUAGUUUAAUGCAAGCUUAUCAAGCUUGUAAAGCUAUAAUCAUCAAGCUUUUAUCCAGACCAAAAGCUAUAAGUCCAUACCAUCUGCGCAGUAUGAUGCUCUGGGCUUGUGAUAGACUUCCGGCUAAUUACUUGUCUCAAGAAGAUUAUGCAGCUAAUUUUCUAUUGGGACUUAUUGAUGAUCUGCAGAAUUGUUUAGUCAAUAAAAUGUGUCCCAAUUAUUUCAUUCCUCAAUGUAAUAUGCUUGAGCAUCUUUCAGAGGAGACGGUCAUGUUGCAUGCUAGAAAGCUAUCAUCUGUGAGAUCAGAUCCUGCAGAACAUCUGCGGACGGCCAUAGAACAUGUCAAGGCAGCUAACCGGCUUACUCUGGAUCUUCAAAGGAGAGGAAGUACCACUAGCAUACCAUCCCCUCAAUCUGACGGAGGAGAUAAUAAUCAACCGGAUGAUCGAUUAGCCAAAAAAUUACAGCAGCUAGUGACUGAGAACCCUGGAAAGUCUAUCUCUGUUUUCAUCAACCCUGAUGAUGUAACCAGGCCCCACUUCAGGAUCGAUGACAAAUUUUUCUGAGAUUUGCCUAUGCUUUCAUUGAGACUUCAUGUGUAAUCUGUGUGAUGUCCUGUUUUUACAUAUCCAGCAUAGAUUGGAUUUGUUGAGAACAACAUGAACUUCUUAAUCCUGUUUGUGCAGGACUUUGCAAAUUUUGGAAAAGUAUAUUACUAUUUCAUAUGCUGCUUUGACAGUUUUUAGUUUUAAGGAAGUACAUGAGCCUUAAUGACAUUUUUUUUGUUUGCAGUCAUGUCUAUUUAAUUUUUGUACAUGUCGAACAUUCAGAAUUAUGUUUGGAAAGGGAUUUAUUACAUUGGGCUUCCAUCAUUAGACAUUGCUUUUGAGGAUGUUUGUGCUAAAUACACUAUUCUGUACACUUAUGGUGUGUAUGUCUUUUCUUUGUCUCUUAUGGCAGGAAAAGAGAGCACUGUUUAUGUA
This is a messenger RNA of Pelobates fuscus (common spadefoot toad), 2168 nucleotides long. RefSeq names its product Mab-21 domain containing 2 (gene MB21D2). Bases 81 to 1751 code for a protein of 556 amino acids. The transcript is spliced from 2 exons. The record is from RefSeq and is a predicted model, not a curated record. NCBI's taxonomy places the organism in Eukaryota, Metazoa, Chordata, Amphibia, Anura, Pelobatidae.